CAUGCACUUCUUAUUCCCAGCUUGGAUCCAUCGAACAUUUGUGAGAACACCCAACCCGCUCCUUUGCUGGUGAGAGGAGUUUGCCCUGCCGACAGGGAGGUAGAGGAGGCGAGGAGAUGGCAACAUCACUCACCAUGAUGGCUUCCUUCUUGGGCAGUGUCAGCAUUGGUGACCGGCCCUCAUCGAUCAACCAUCGCCGGAGCCUCGUCGUGACCAAUGCAGCCACCGAGGUCCAAUGCCAAGAGAUGGCAAAGCCGGCCGACAGCAACGGCCGCGACGACAAGGGAAGCAGUAGGAGAGCUGCGAUGCUUGCGGUUGCGGCCGCUGCAGUCUGUGCUAUUGGGAUCAGCAGCCAGGGGAUGGCAAUCGCUGGUGAGGAACCGAAGCGGGGAUCACCGGAGGCUAGGAAGUUCUAUGCUCCAGUGUGUGUGACCAUGCCGACCGCGAGGAUCUGCAACAAGUGAGGCUCUUAUUUUAUGCCUUUGGUUGAUUUGGGGGCAUGCAAGGGUCGAUUGUUUGUAGUAUAUGUAUAUCUUUAGUCAAUAUGAGCUCAGACUUUUUGAAACUUGUUAUUCUCUUAAAGGUGGCUCAGUAGGUUGUCAAUUGGACGUAGUAAUAUUUGCUAAUCUAUCAAGGCAAUCUUGGGAUUUUCUUUUUCUCUUUAAUAUAUAAAGUGGAUCUUGAAGUACAA
Elaeis guineensis (African oil palm) is the source of this 691-nucleotide messenger RNA. Its product is annotated as photosystem II 5 kDa protein, chloroplastic. The record is from RefSeq and is a predicted model, not a curated record. Lineage: Eukaryota; Viridiplantae; Streptophyta; Magnoliopsida; Arecales; Arecaceae.